Molecule: messenger RNA, 1584 nt
Organism: Scleropages formosus (Asian bonytongue)
Lineage: Eukaryota; Metazoa; Chordata; Actinopteri; Osteoglossiformes; Osteoglossidae
Gene: fbxo5
Product: F-box protein 5
Exons: 5
Coding region: 202-1308 (368 amino acids)
Biological process (GO): regulation of mitotic nuclear division; negative regulation of meiotic nuclear division
Cellular component (GO): nucleus
Molecular function (GO): protein binding; zinc ion binding
Source: RefSeq, a predicted model, not a curated record
GCGAAAUUCAAACCCUCAAGUUCUCUGGCGCUUUUUCUGCUAGUCUUUUAAAUGGAGCCGUAGCGGGUCGACGUUCGGCUCAUCAGAUAGAAAAUCUUUUUUUUUAAAGCUCCGCAGGGAAACGGAGCGCAACGAGACAUACAAAACAAGGGGUAAAAAUCUCUUGACCUUUUAUUGAGCUUUUGCUCUGCUACUGCCAAUAUGAAAUGCGAGAAAGAGCCCAAAGAGUUUGGCCAGAAGAGGAGCUCUCUUUGGAAGAGGGAGGAUGGCCCCAAAGUGCAAAGUUCUCCCUGUGUCGAGGAGUGCCCUGCAUCCUGUCAGAAGGAGAACGAGAGCACCUUCGUCUCGAACCUCCCAUACAGUGGCGACUUGGACAGCAGCAUCCUGGACGACAGCGGGUACCAGUCCCUUCACACCAGUCAGAUCGAACCCGAGUGUGGCGCCGCUGAGCACUGCGGGAAAUGGCAAGAGCGAAGCAGGUGUUCCUUGUUGGCCCCGGUGGUGGACGACUUGUCCUGCGAGGCUGACCACUCUCAAACCAAACUACCACAGCUGCACUUCCAGCUCGCCGUCUGCAAACGACUCUCUGAGAACCACAAGACAAACCGAAGGUUCUCCUGGAAGUCCAUCGAAGGCCUGGCUGAGCGCUUCGGUCUUGAGAAGGUCAUUGGUGGGAAGAUGGGCCUUGAGUGCGUGGAUGUCCUGCAGGAGCUGUGGCUGCGAGGCAUGAAGCACAUCCUGGCCAUGAUCCUCGGCCUUCUGGCAGACAUGGAUUUGAUAAACUGUUCAAAGGUGAGCAGAUGUUGGCGGAAGAUAAUUUCCCAGGAUGACCAUGUGUCCCAGCGCUACAGGGCAGCUAAGCUGAAGCUUUGGGAGUCCAGGCAAACGGUGCCCAUGACGACGCGGGACUUUGCCGCCUGCAGGUCUGCGCUGUCUUGUGUCCAGGGUUUGUCAUCCACUCCUGUCCAGAGGUGUUCUCGGAGGACCGUGUCCCAGAAAGCAUGCAAGCAGAGCAAGAGCAGCAGCCGGCAAACUCGCUAUACGGAGUUCCAAGAGGCUGCCAGCACGCUGAAGCAGCACGAAUCCCUGAAGGCCUGCAAGCGCUGUGGUUCCCCUGCCAAAUGCAACCCAGAGGCCUUGAGAGCCACCUGCACACGGCAGAGUUGCGGGUUCGACUUCUGCACGCAGUGUCUACGCGAGUACCACGGCUCGUCUGCCUGCCUGCUUUGUUCCCCAGCUUCUGGCAGUUCCAGAGACGUUCUUGUUAUCGGAAGCUCUCGUAGCAAGAGGAACGUCAGACGCCUUUAGAUUCUCCCAAAGCAGCUUUUAAAAAAUGACUUUUAUUUCAAAAGAGCCAAGAAUAUUUAAGUAUCAACUUUUGACCUUUGUCCGUUCACCUUCAGAACAAAGCAUGGAUUCCAUCAGAACCAGAUCCGGGUUCUUAAGCACAGGUGGCACCGCGCUGAGCCGUACGGUGUGACAAUCACGCAGGAUGCUGUCUGCUGGGAGGAUAAAUGAGAGCAGAAUAUAAAUUUUUACUAGUUGAACUUUUUUAUAAAUGUUAUAUUUUCAAAUGGAAACACA